Messenger RNA from Drosophila arizonae, 3218 nucleotides. RefSeq lists its product as uncharacterized. Lineage: Eukaryota; Metazoa; Arthropoda; Insecta; Diptera; Drosophilidae. Gene Ontology annotation, biological process: signal transduction. The record is from RefSeq and is a predicted model, not a curated record.
AAAUUAGACGCCAACGCGUUCGCAACUCAGAGCGCGCGCGCCUCUCUCUCUCUCUCUCUCUCUCUCUCACUCACUCACUCUAUCUGUCUCUAGCGCUCACACGUACUCGCGCUCGCUCAGACACACGCGCUGACCGCCACAGUGUGGCCAGCAAGUGUUAAAAAGUUGUCAAACGCAGCGGAUCGAACGAGCGCCGUUUCAAUUGAACCGAUCGAACAGUUGCCCGCCAAACAUGCUGCUGGCCGUUAAUCAGAGUGUGAGCAAUUCGAAGAAGCGACGCGACGCAGAGGCAACAGGCGAAACAUCGACAACAUCGACUACGGCAACAUCACAGAGCAGCGCCUCCAGAGAGCUGACAGAUUCCAGCACGCAGCUGGUGGCCAACAUGCUGCUGCCGGAUGAGGCGAGUGGCGUGGGCAUGGGCGGCGUCUGCCAGAGUUGCCAGCAUCGCCAGCGGCAGAGUUGCCAGCCGGCUGGCUGCAAGUGCAGCUGCAACUGCAUCAACAAACUGGACGCCCCGCCGCCCACGUCCCUUGUCCUCGUCUAUUUGUACUUGGGCGCACUUACUCUGAUGCUGGCCACACUGUCGAUACUCUUCUACACGUACACCCAGGCGGGCGAGGAGUCGGUGACCGUGGGCGUUCAUCAGCGUCAGCGGGAGCAGCGGAACCAGUUCCAGGACGAGUUGUUGCGCUCCGAACACAUUCUGCGCGCCAUGGUCACCCAGAUCAUGGAAAGGGACUAUCCCAUGGCGGCGAGUCCUACAACAGCGCAGCCGAUGAGCAUAGUCCGCAACGAGCGGAAGAUGAACAACAAUUUCAUUAGCCAAUUGCCAAUAGAGAAGCGCUUUCGCAGAGACAUCGCCUCGUCGUCUCCCGCCUCGAUGCAUGCAGAUCCAUUGAUUGAGUUCUUUAAUCCCAACCAUCGCAAGGCUCUGGAGGAGCAGGACACAGAGAUACGCAAGCGAACGGGUCUGAAGGGCGCGGCCCCAGGCGGGGAUGAAUGGAUCUAUUUGAAUACGUAUUGCCGUGUGCCCGAAAAGAUUAUCACGGGCUUUUGCAAGGGCACACAGGAAUACUGCCCGCCAGCCCCAGCUGGCCCAAUGGGCCCAGUAGGACCCAAAGGACCCACCGGCAAUCCCGGCCUGCCGGGCAUACCCGGUCCCAAAGGGAAUCGCGGAGACGUCGGCCUGCCGGGAGCACCAGGCGUCGACGGUGUGGGCCAGCAGGGAGCACCGGGUCCUCGUGGCCCCAAGGGUGAUCCUGGGGCCGUGGGCCGCGCCGGUCUGGAUGGCCGAGACGGCGUACCCGGUGAGCCGGGAUUGGAUGGGGUGCCGGGUCGAGCUGGAGCCGACGGCAAGAACGGUCUACCCGGACGCGAUGGCAAGGAUGGACUGAAUGGCAAAGAUGGCAAGGAUGGCAUGUCCAUAACAGGUCCAAAGGGUGCUCAAGGUCCACCCGGUGAACGAGGGCUGAAGGGCAUAGCGGGUCCACGCGGACGUCCGGGCAAACCGGGCACCAACGGCACACCCGGCGUGCCUGGCAUCAACACCUGGAAGAUGCAGUAUCCCAAUGGCAGCGCCUCCAAUGAUCUGCUCAUACCACCUUCCAUCACAGAUGUCAAUGCGCCCAACUUCCGACGCAAUGUCAUCGUCGAGGAGGGGAAGACGCUCAACAUGAGCUGCUCGGCGACGGGCAAUCCACAGCCCCAGGUGGAGUGGCGUCGCGACGAUGGACGCACCAUCAACGUGAACGGCAUCGAGCUGAGCUCCAUUAGUGGACAGUUUCUCAAGUUCGGCAACAUUACGCGACAUCAAAUGGCUGCCUACACCUGCUAUGCCAACAAUGGCAUUGCGCCCGUUGCCAACGCCACGUUCCUGGUCGAGGUGCACUUUGCGCCGAUGAUAUCUGUCUACCGGCAAAUGAUCUAUGCGGAGUACCAGAGCAGCGCCACCCUGGAGUGUCAGGUCGAAGCCUUUCCGGAGGCUAUACGGUACUGGGAGCGGGCCUACGAUGGCAAAAUACUGGAUCCAAGUGAUAAGUAUCGCAUUGAGUCCUAUCCAGAUGGUUUCAAGACCUCCAUGCGUUUGACCAUAAACAACCUCCGCAAGGACGACUUCGGCUACUACCAUUGCGUGGCACGCAAUGAGCUAAAUGCGACUAUGGUUAAUUUCGAAAUAGCGCCUCAGGAUCCAAACAGUGAGAUUCCCUAUGUGGGCAACAAUGUCAAGAUCUACGGACAGCGGCCGCCCGAAAGCGAGUGUCCCGUUUGUGAUCAGUGCCCAGACCCUAGCUUGUAUCAAUGCAAGGAUUCCAUACUCAACAACUUUGAGAUACAGCCGACAGGCAAUCGCAGUUACCCGGGCUUGCCGAAGCGUGUGAAAACCUGUUAUCUAUAUGCAGUGGGUAAGCCCGUUUUCCACAAGGUGGUGAAUGAGAAAUAUGGCUCCUGGCUGCGCGAUCCAGCGCCAAGAGAAGUCGAUCGGGAGAAAACCUUUGUGACCAACGAAAAUGAUGCCUAUAACCUAUUCGAGUUCUCCACGCGCACGCAAUAUCGAGUGAACAGUGUGCCCAGGCACAAGUACGAAAUAUCUGAAGGUUUUCAAGGCAAUGCACACGUCGUCUACAACGGUUCAUUCUACUAUCAACAGAAGAACUCCGAUUUGGUUGUCAAACUGGACUUGACGACCUCCAAGAAGAUAAGCGUUCAGUUGCCAUAUUCGGGAAUUGCGACUGGCAAUCGACUCUACGCAACUGACUAUAAUUAUAUGGACUUCAACGUGGAUGAAGUCGGUCUUUGGGUUAUUUACAGCACGCUCGGUUCGAACAAUACUCUGGUAGCUAAGCUGGAUGCCGAGACGUUGCGCAUGCAGUAUAAUUUUAAUAUAACACUUGAUCAUAAACAAUUCGGCGAAAUGUUUAUUGUCUGCGGCAAUUUGUAUGCCAUCGAUUCGGGGACCGAUAAAAAUACACAAAUUCGCUACGUCGUGGAUCUCUACAAGGGCAAACUGCUCAACGCGAAUCUGCCCUUCUCGAAUCCGUUCAGCUACACGACGACAGUCGGCUAUAAUCCCCUCACAGUGGAAUUAUACUCUUGGGACAAGGGUAACGCACUCACAUAUCCUAUACGCUAUAACGAACAUCGUCUAGUUACAGAUAAUAUCUAAGUCAAAUGUUUACUACAAAUAAAUACAAAUUGUUCUUUUUUUUUACCACAUA